GUCGAAUAUUAUCAAAGAACUCAUAGGUAUAUAUUACCGGGUUGUAUUUUUAUUGUAGUGACCCAACUGUCUACUAACUGAGCUUUCUUUUAGAGGAAUCAACAAAUAUAGCAGACUCUCUCAAUUCAGCGGAUGACUUCAGCAUUGAGAGAAUACUGUCACUUCAUGCAUUGGCGGAAACGCUUCUUCCUAAAGCUGAAUCAGCUUUGAAAGACUUUCUGUCUCAACCAAUGCAAGCGGUCCUGGCAGGUGAUUUAGCUGAACUUGAAGCUGCAGCUUCAAGGGUGUGGAAUGCAGCCACCAUUUCAUCCAGAAGUAUUCAAAAUGACGGCUCGCCUUUGAUAGCUCAAGUGAAACUAGUUUCUAUUACAAUUUUGCGUAUUCAUGAUUACGGGAACCGAAAUCUGGUAAACGGGCAAAUGAGAUGCUUGAAAUGUUCUUUAAAAUCAUUUGAGUAUUGCAUUAAUUGCAAAUUGCGUGAGGCUGCUAAAAAAGUAAAAGGGUUUAGUGAUGUCUUAAUUCUUCAAUUCAGCAGCAUUGAAACUGAGGGAUAUGUAUUAGAACAGCUAAAUUCGUAUAAAGCUAAAUGGCAGGUAUUAUUUUUGAGCUUAGCUCUACUGUGUUGCGAGUUUGAUGAAGCAAAAAUAUAUGAAAGGAACUUGAAUUCUAACUUUCUGAGUAGCCUUUGGAACCCCCAAACUUUAGAAAUUUGUAAGAUACUUUACAAUUCUAGUGUUGACCUUUUCAGCUCCAAUAGCAUGGCCAAUUGCUUGGUUUUCAUCAGGGCAUGUCUAAAUUACAUUGAGUUUGAAAAUGCAACCUCCAAUGAAAAACUGGAUCAAAGAUACAUAAAGCUAAAACUGUCUUUACUACUUGUUGAAUGUUUAAAGCUUGAAAAUAAAACAGAAAACAACCAUACGGUUGAAAUCACUUUGAAAAUGUUGCAAAAAGAGUUCGACAACUGUCUUGAUGUUUAUGUAUCUACCUUGAACUAUUGGAGAGAUAAGAAAACGCAAGUAGUUGUUGAUAUACAAGAAAUAAUGAUGACUAUGGUUAAAUCGGUUCCAUCUAGGGACUGCCAUGAAGGUAUAGUGAAUGUAUUGAAAAACUUAUCGGCUUUCAACUAUAAGGCUCUGUUGAUAUGCUUAGAUUACUUAUUUGCAAAUUAUUCAAGCCCUCACGAAACCCACGAUAAGUUGGAAAAUCUUUUCAUUACAAGAAUGUGGAUUACAAUUUCUAAAAGAUGUAAUUUACCUAGCUCGUUCUUAUUGAAAGACGUGAAGGGUUAUUUCAAACUUGCAGAGAAGACCUUUGCUAAGUCCAUAUCCGAGAAAACCAGGUCAUGGAUUACCACCAUGAUCUGGAAAGAAGGUUCUUUGGCCCUUAAGUCUCGGUUUUACGAAGAAGCGCUUGCGUGGUUCGAAAUUGGUCUUUCUAGAAACCUAUUCAGCAUUGAAGACUUGACUGACCCUAAUAAUGAUAAGGGAAAACUACUAAAGAAUGUGUUUAAGCAGUUUAUUACAAUUGGGGAGAUACUCCGAAGCCAUAUCUAAGUUCGAAUCCCUAAAUAAAGUUGCAAAGACCCACUCACU
This is a messenger RNA of Hyphopichia burtonii NRRL Y-1933, 1592 nucleotides long. It is a transcript of the gene SPO22, whose product is annotated as Spo22p. The transcript is spliced from 2 exons. Gene Ontology annotation, biological process: regulation of synaptonemal complex assembly; meiotic cell cycle. NCBI's taxonomy places the organism in Eukaryota, Fungi, Ascomycota, Pichiomycetes, Serinales, Debaryomycetaceae. The record is from RefSeq and is a predicted model, not a curated record. Bases 231 to 1553 code for a protein of 440 amino acids.